Vigna unguiculata (cowpea) is the source of this 708-nucleotide messenger RNA. Its product is annotated as AT-rich interactive domain-containing protein 1-like. Lineage: Eukaryota; Viridiplantae; Streptophyta; Magnoliopsida; Fabales; Fabaceae. The record is from RefSeq and is a predicted model, not a curated record.
AUGAAGGAGAAAUGCACUUUUAAAUAUUCAAAAGUAGUAAAACCAUUGCUGAACAGGGAUUUUGACAAUUCAAGUGAGACUUCACAUUCUUCAAACUUAGAAAACGAAGAUAUGGAGCUAAAUCAAACACAAAAUAAGUCAUUAUCAGAGGAUAAUGAAAUUCUAAGGUCAGUCAUUCCCAUUGGACCUCGUUUUCAAGCUCAAAUUCCUAAAUGGGAAGACACAAGAAAUGUAAAAUGCCAUAAUAAUGAUGAUUUAAAGUGGCUAGGUGUUCAAGUUUGGCCAAUGCCUAAUAUUAGGGAAAACAACACAGAAGGUAUUAGGGAAGGUAGGCCUGACUCAUACUACUAUAAAAAUUCAGGAUCAGUUGAAUGUGUUAAACUACACCUUAGGGAAGCAAGAGAAGUUUUGAAAUUGGAGAUUGGUGCAACAUUUUCAAGUUGCAGGUUUGAUGAAAUGGGAGAAGAAGUUUCAGAGUCAUGGACAUUAGAAGAGGACAAGAAAUUUGAAUCUCUACUGAAAUCAUAUACAUCUUCAAAGGCCAGAAGAUUUUGGAAACUUGCCAUGAAGCACUUUCCAUCCAAAUCUUUGAAAUGCUUGGUAAAUUACUAUCAUAAUGUAUAUAUCCCAAGAUGUUUAAGCAUGGAGACUAGAUCUUUGCAUGAAGCUAAUAGAGACACUGAUCAAGAUGACAACUUCAAAAAAUGA